UUCGACUCUGCAACUUAAUACUACUUCCGGGAAGCAUUUACUUUCGGUUGUGCAGUGUUUACAAAUUCCUGUCUUUUCACUUCUACGGGUUCCUCAGAGUCCUCGAGAAAAUGUCUCGUGGAUCAAGUGCAGGAUUCGACCGUCACAUUACCAUAUUUUCACCGGAGGGCAGAUUAUAUCAAGUCGAAUAUGCAUUUAAAGCCAUCAAUCAAGGGGGCCUAACAUCAGUUGCUGUUCGGGGUAAAGACUGUGCUGUUGUCAUCACGCAGAGAAAAGUCCCGGACAAGCUCCUCGAUUCCUCUACCGUCACCCACUUGUUCAGAAUAACGGAAAGCAUCGGCUGCGUCAUGUCAGGAAUGACAGCCGACAGCAGAUCCCAGGUGCAGAGGGCCCGUUACGAGGCAGCUAACUGGCAGUACAAGUAUGGCUACGAGAUCCCCGUGGACAUGCUGUGCAAGCGGAUCGCAGACAUCUCUCAAGUGUACACGCAGAACGCUGAGAUGAGGCCGCUGGGCUGCUGUAUGAUCGUCAUCGGUAUGGACGAGGAGCUGGGGCCUCAACUGUAUAAGUGCGACCCUGCAGGGUACUACUGUGGGUUUAAGGCCACCUCAGCCGGGGUGAAGCAGACGGAAGCCACCAGCUUCCUGGAGAAGAAAGUCAAGAAGAAACUGGACUGGACUUUCAAGGAAACAGUUGAGACGGCAAUAACGUGUCUGUCCACGGUGCUCUCAAUCGACUUCAAGCCCUCAGAGGUCGAGAUCGGCGUCAUUACGAAGGAUCAGCCCAAAUUCAGGAUUCUUACUGAGGCGGAGAUUGACACCCAUCUUGUAUCCCUGUCUGAGAGGGAUUGAAGAGGAACUGAUGUGCCCCAACAGUGGUGUUGCACUAAGCUCAACCCUGAGCAGAGAAGUGCUGUAACCCCCCUACCCCACCCCUGCCCUGCCCUGCCCCGACCCAGGAAGCACUACAACACAUGUUCAUCUGGCUGGUUUAGCAUGGAUCAGUCAGCAGCCCCCCCCUUCCCCCUUCCCCCUUUUUUGCUGUUUAUUUAGCUUUUUCAAUUUCUGGUUCAAUAAAUAAUGUUUUGG
Molecule: messenger RNA, 1088 nt
Organism: Clupea harengus (Atlantic herring)
Lineage: Eukaryota; Metazoa; Chordata; Actinopteri; Clupeiformes; Clupeidae
Gene: psma6a
Product: proteasome 20S subunit alpha 6a
Biological process (GO): ubiquitin-dependent protein catabolic process
Cellular component (GO): proteasome core complex, alpha-subunit complex; proteasome core complex
Source: RefSeq, a predicted model, not a curated record